AUGGAUGGAUCGGCGCCGUAUAACGCGAGGAGCGUGGAACAGGUCUUCCGGGACUUCAAGGGGCGGAGGGCCGGCAUAAUAAAGGCCCUUACCGCAGGUUUGGUCGCUCACCUUUGCUCACCGCAUUCCGCUACCUUCUCCUCGGUUUCCUUCUUCUCAGUUUGCUUCCCUUUACCUUCCUCGUUUAACGCUCUUUAGGUCAGUGGCCGGAGCCUUAUUAUCGUUUUCUCUCUUUUGCGCUGUUGCAGAUGUGGAAGACUUUUACCAGCAGUGCGACCCCGGUUAGGGUCUCCUCGAGCCGCUUUCUUUGCCGUUUUAAAUUCUUAUUAUUGUUUUUUUCAAUCCCUUUGCCUGCAUGCAUGUAUUCUAGGCUUUUGUUAGGUUCGUUAUUUUUUCUUUAGGAGGUCAGGUCGUGGGACCUUCUUCUUUUCCAGUAGGUGGAGUACUUUAUUUUCUUGAAUUCCUUUCUGUUACUAGUUCUUUGGAAUACAAAACUUCAUGGAUUCAUGGGUCUAAUGCAUUCUAAUAGUUUUAAUUUCCUUCAUAUUAUGAAUCAUUUUCAGUUCUUGUGUUAGGGUUCUAGUGUUCUCAUGAAUCAUAUGAAUUCGCAAUGAAGUCCGUGAAGUUGCAACUUCUGGUCAUUAAUAAAAGUUAGAAAGUUGUAUAGGAUUGUGGUUUCAUAUCCGUAAGAUGGGUUAAAUAGUUCAUAUCUUUAUUGAAAUUUGCCUUUCUUCAGAACGGAGGAAAACUAUGGGAAUGCUAUUUUGAAAGAACUUGUGCAGAUAUAACUUUGAGCCUUGAGAUCCUGAGUGAUAAUUUUCUUGCAGAGAAGGAGAAUUUGUGUCUUUAUGGAUUUCCUAAUGAACAGUGGGAAGUCAAUUUGCCGGCAGAAGAGGUACCACCAGAGUUUCCUGAACCUGCAUUGGGCAUCAACUUUGCAAGGGAUGGGAUGCAAGAAAAAGACUGGAUAUCGCUGGUUGCUGUCCAUAGUGAUGCUUGGUUGUUAGCUGUAGCAUUUUAUUUCGGUGCUAGAUUCGGGUUUGACAGAAACGAAAGGUAAUCCAUUCCCAGCCUCCAGCUCUUUAAAUUGGUAGAUCUUGAGCUUUCAUUUCUAGCUUUAAGGAAUCAAUGUAAAUUUCUAUGAUUGAAUUGUGCCUCACGUGGCGGUGCUUCUUCAUAUGGUUCAACUAAAUUUACAAAUCUUUUUUUCUUCAUUUUGAUUUGUUUUACAUUUUAGUUACAGACGUUUUGGUCAAAAUUCCUCUAUGAGAAUGGAACCAAUGUGUAGCGCUUAUUGCUGGUUCAUCAGUUAGUCAUUUGCAGGAAUGGUUGCUAAAUUUUAUUGUGAUUUUCCCUUUAUAGCUUAAAACUUAAUUGUGGGUUGUGUCCUAGGUUGAACAUAGGAGUUUCUUUGAAAUCCCCACUUAAAUAAACCAUUAUUUUAAUUAUAUUCACUAAUAAUGAUUUAGAUAGCCCUUUUGUGCUUUGCGAUAUAAAGUUAUUAAUUAAUAGGUCUCAGUUUGUUAUUGGUUUUUUCUAGUUGCUCUAGGAUAGUACAGUGAUUGUGGUUAUCCUAAAGGUUUAGGGCCAAAGUGAUUACCCUGAACCCGAUUAAAUUGGAACGAUGACCUAUCAAUUGGGGAGAUACUCAUUACUCUACAACCCUGAUCCUUGAAAAUAGGGUUUUAACAAAAUGGUGGGUCACUUCUCAUUAAAGGAGAAUCCAUGCUCUUAUCGAUGGAAGCUUCUCAUUUUUUUUCGGGACUGUUGUAACACCGUUGAAUCAUUUGCCCGUCACCUGUUCCUGUGAAAAUUCCAUGUAUCAGUGAAAGUUUAUUUUCUUGUUAAAUAUGAUGUACCGCUUGAUGAUCUUUUCAUGUAUCUCUCAUUUUGUCUUCAUCUCAGCUCUUCCACUGCCCUUCAGAAAUUUGACUAGAUGGUCUGGUUGUGUUUCUUGAUUUCCAGUGUAAUUCGAUAUAAUUCUUUGACUGGAAUGUCUCCCACGUCCUUUUUUCAAACUUCAGGUUUUUUUCUCUGGAAUCACAUAUAGAUUACCAGUUGCCAUCCUCCUUUGUGCAUGUCUCAUUUUUCUCGGGUCUCAUAUGCAUUUUCCUUGCUUCUCAAUGAAAGCCUUUCUUGCUUUACCCUACACGUCAGGAAUCAGAAAUUGUGCACAGGUGAUUUGCAUUUUUCGAUUUUAAUAUUCCCAGUGCCAACAUUUGGAUGCACAGCAAAAGUAUGGGAGUGCUCAUGAGCGGUAUGCAAGGUUUUCUUCCUGUCAUAUCUCUGUGAGGAGGGUGGUGGAUGAAGAUCGGGAGAUUAAAAUAACUUAUUUCGCCUUUUUUUCUUUGAGGAAAUCUUGGUUGCAGAUUUUAUUUUUAUUUAUUUAUUUAUAUUUUUCCUGUUUCCUUUUUGGUUUCCAGUCUCUUUCAAACUCCUCCAUUUCCAGGGUGGGCAUCCCUGUGUGUUAUAUUAGCAGUGGAUGGCCGGAGCCAUGUUUAUAUCCAUAGAGGAAAUCCGAUCCAAUCAGGUGUGUGACAAAAGAAGGAUGGUUAAUCUUCCGAAAAAAAAGAAUGUACGAUUCAGGAAAUGAGCUGUGUGAACUGUAGAAUUCCUCAGAAUGCGACUACUAGUUUUGUUACUAAUUAUGAAGAACGCGAGACACUGGUAGAGAGUGACCACAAGAUAGCUUACUGAGUUUAUCAGUAGUAAGACAUCGAACUCUAGACAGUUAGCUGAGUCCCCCAUUAUGAAGGAUAGAACAAUCUUAUUAGAUCUAGUGCAUUAUGAAAUGAAUUCUCUGGUAUCAGGUUCUGAACAGGUGACCAUCUCGCUGUACGAUCUGAUAACGAUGGGGACCCAAGAGGGUUGCCACAUUUCCUAAAAAUAAUUACAUUUUUUAACUUAUUCUUUAUUUUUAUUUUAUUUUCUCAUUUGGGUUGUUCCAUUCAUCCGAUUCUCAUCUGGCGAUGCAGGAAACGUUUAUUCACGAUCAUAAAUGAUCUCCCCACCAUUUUUGAGGUCGUCACCGAGAAGAAGCAGGUCAGAACUUCCGGCAAGAGCAGCGGCGGCGGCGGCGGCAGCAGGCCCAAGUCAAACUCUAAACCGGUAAACCCUUUGGCCUUGGCCUUUUACGGAUCUCUAUGUGAGCCCGUUGAGCGCAGAAGUCGUACCAGUUCUUCACCAUCAAUGGGAACGAAUCGAGACGGUUGAAUGAUGUACAAAAUCCUUGACCCCUCACCGCAGGGCCAGGAGCAUCCGACCAGGUACCCGAAGCCGGGGAACCCUAGGAAGAAGGACGAGAUGGACGACGACGAGGCGGCGGCGGGGGAGGAAGACGACGACGAUGACGAGGAGCACGGGGAGACUCUCUGCGGCGCGUGCGGCGAGAACUACGCCUCCGACGAGUUCUGGAUCUGCUGCGACGUCUGCGAGCGGUGGUUCCACGGCAAGUGCGUCAAGAUCACCCCCGCCAAGGCGGAGCACAUCAAGCAGUACAAGUGCCCCACGUGCACCAGCUCCAAGCGAGUCCGCCCUUCCUAA
This is a messenger RNA of Spirodela intermedia, 3543 nucleotides long. NCBI's taxonomy places the organism in Eukaryota, Viridiplantae, Streptophyta, Magnoliopsida, Alismatales, Araceae. The record is from the annotation of a GenBank genome assembly.